CACAUAACACACAACACACGAAAGUUACUCUGCAGCAUAAUUUGACAGUCACUAUGUCAAUAUUAGUUCAUAAGAUGCUUGAAAAGCUCUACGAAUUCCCAGAUAGAGUCUUACAGCCAGACGAAGACCGCGAUCAAUUCUUAGUGCCUUGGGGGUUCACCAUCUACAGGACCUUCUAUGGACCUGGAUCGGACGACCAAUGGUCCAAGUUGCUCCAAACCAUCACCACUGGUACAAAAUACCGGCUAAGCAUAAUGGAUGGUGGCGAGGAUACUGUGGUUACCACCAAGUUAUUAGAACUCCUCCACCUCGACGCGCGGUCGGACCCGACACUGCUAGACGGUCUGACACUGGAAGAUGUGCGGAAAGUCUACAUUAAUGGCACUGGAGGUCAACCUAUGAAUGUCGCCAACGACCCCUGGCGUGUCUUCUUCCUAGCAGAUGCCCAGGUACUGCAGGACCCCGAGCUAGGGCUGCUCAAAGUCGUAGCCGCCGAGUACGACCCUGACGCAGGAUACAGGCAUCCACAAAAAUUCUUUGGCUGGAUUACUAUGCCGUCAGCAACGGUUGUGGAUCUGUGGGAUGAGCUGGACACGUAUUAUUUGUGGCAAAUCGUGAAUUUUACGACUGGGGGGCCGGGGGUGUAUUGGGAUGUGGAUAGGAUCUACUAAAACUGAAAUGGAUACUGUAAUAUUGACCCAACGUAGCUCAAGUGUCAUGUUUGGUAGCGCGUGACCGCUCUACAUCUCACCGCCCGACGUUGUAGGAAUAUACCAGACGCGGUCAAAUGAUCCCCGUCGUAUCGAU
Boeremia exigua is the source of this 807-nucleotide messenger RNA. RefSeq lists its product as uncharacterized. The record is from RefSeq and is a predicted model, not a curated record. NCBI's taxonomy places the organism in Eukaryota, Fungi, Ascomycota, Dothideomycetes, Pleosporales, Didymellaceae. The transcript has a single exon. The coding region runs from base 54 to 671 and encodes 205 amino acids.